ACCCUGAUCCGUCUCCAACAUCAACCUCACCAAUAUUGUGUUUGGAUGCGAAUAUAGGACACAUUUGCAGAAGAAUCGUAUUUAAGAGAGAGGUUCGAGGUCUGGUAAUGGGAUAGUGAGUGAUGCAACGUCACGUUGAACCCGUUAAUAAUACUAUAAAUUGAAGUCGCAGCGUUCUGAUCUCCAUCUCCAUCUCCGUCUCUCUCAUGCAUAUGCAUACUCCUCAACUCGGAUUCGAAGAUGAUAAAUGGGGAGGGGAUUUGUGAGGAAUCCACCCAAAUCGCCUCUCCUGAUCUAGUUGAAGGGUUUCUGCCCUGGCAAGGUGAGAAAUCGGACGGCGAGACGUCGCCUGUUUCGUCACAAUACUCUUCGUGUGGAGAAUCCGAGUUUGAGAGAUAUUGCAGUGCAAAUUCAGUCAUGGGGACGCCUAGUAUGUGUAGUUCCAUAGGAACUUUUCAGGAAUGUCUUGAUUCUGAGUUUGGGUCUGGGAGGAGUUUCGUGCUUGAUAGUGGUUCGGAGAAUUUUAGUUUGACGGGGAGAUUUGAUAGGAAACUUGAGGACAGGGGACUUUCCUCUUCAGGUGAAUUGGUUUGUUCAGAAUCUCUUGAUAGAAACAACAAUCUAGAGCUGAGAAAUGAUGAACAAUCGGGACAAGGAUCGGCAGGGAUAAAGAAUGGGUUGAAUUUUUAUGGUGACGAUGACAUGGAGAGUUUUUCAUUGCAUGCAGUCAAUCUCAAUCAUGCCGAUGGUGAUAGUGUGAUGCCGUUUAUGGUUGGGCGUGGGACGGAGUUACCAUUGGUUGCAGAUUUAAGUACUGCUUUGGAUGAGGGACUUCGUGAUGAAGCUGGUGUUAUGCCACGUAGAAAACAGAGUGAGUCACAACGACUGCAAAGUUCUUCUGUAAGUCUGUCUACUCAAGAGAAUACCAAUGUAGAUGCUACUGAGGCAAAUAUGCUGAGUUUUGGGGUUACUAAUGAUUCCCAUUCUUCAGCAGGGGUGGAGGAGGAAGCCCAGUCUCAGAUGGUUACUGAACACAUUGAUAGUUACUUAUAUGGUCUAAAGUCACAUUCUGGUAUGGAAAAUGACCGCACAGAGUAUGGAAGAUGCUCGGACGAAGACAAUACCUCAUCCAGACAUGUCCAUUCAGAAGGUGAGGACUCAAUGUUUGGCUGUGGUACAGAUGAUGAGCAGAAGAUUCAUUCAUAUCAUUGGGAGAACAUGCCAUCCCAUAAGGAAGCAAAACGAGAGACCAAAAAUUCACUGCUCAUGAACUCAUCUGUAGCCUUUGGUUCAGAUGAUUGGGAUGAUUUUCUGCAAGAAACGGGGAAUACUGAUAUGGCUUCAAUAAUGUUGGAUAAAUUUCAGGAGAAGGAACAUCUGAAUAUUCAAACUGGUGGAAAUCUCUCAAAUUCCACUUCUAAGACUGAUGUUGGAUUUUCAGAUGGUGCACCAGAGCAAGGAGAAGUUAUGAGAGACAUAUCUGUAGCCAGCAAUCAAGUCCAAGGUGCUGAUGGAUUGUCAGAGUGCAUAAAAAUUGUUUCUUUGACCCCAAUGGAUUUUCCGAAUUUGGGUGAAACAGAGCAAGGAGAAGAUGUGAAAGACAUUAUUUCUACUAGCAAUAAAACUGAAGGUGUUGAUAAAUCCGUAGAGUAUCUUAAAACAUGUUCUGUUAACGGUAUUUUAGAAACAGAGCAAGAUCCGUUAUCACAACAGGCUCCUUUAGAGAAAGGUUUGAAUCUUAUGGACAGUGGUUUGGAAAGGGGCCGUCCACUUAAAAGUAUUGAGGAACUCACCAGAGUUGAUGACAGUCGAGUUUCAGAAAGUCAAGAGUCAGAGAAACCAAAAUCACAGUUGGACCGUCUUUCUGAUAUUAAAGCCAGUCAACUUUAUGCCGCUUCAGUUGAAGCAACUGAAGAUAAAAUGAUUGAUUUUCUGAAGGAUCCAUAUUCAUUGCCGUCAAUGGUUGGGAAUAACAUAAAGGGAACACUAAACAAUUCUCCUGCUUCAUUCAAUCUCUUUGAAGACCAUUCUAAGACACAGAAUUUUGAGCAAAAUGAAUUCUAUGAUGAGGUUGUCCAUGAGAUGGAAGAAAUAUUACUUGAUUCUGGGGAGUCUCAUGGGGCUAGUUUCACCCAUGGGAAUAGGAUAUAUCAAUCCCCAAGAGUUCUGCCAUAUAGAGAUGGUGGGUCAACUGCUUCUACUUCUGGCUCGGAUGAUGCUUACCCACCCAUCCAGCGUCCUCUGAGAAUUGAUGGGGUUGAAGUAGUUGGUGCGAAGCAGAAGAGUGGAGAUGUCUCACUUGGCGAAAGACUUGUUGGAGUGAAGGAAUACACUGUUUAUAAAAUAAGAGUAUGGAGUGGAAAGGAUCAUUGGGAGGUUGACCGGAGAUAUCGUGAUUUUUGUACUCUCUAUCGUCGGUUGAAAACAUUAUUUGCUGAUCAAGGCUGGAUUCUUCCUUCUCCAUGGUCUUCUGUUGAACGGGAAUCCAGAAAGAUUUUCGGGAAUGUUUCUCCUGAUGUUGUUGCGGAGAGAAGUUCUCUUAUUCAAGAGUGUUUACAAUCCAUUAUCCACUCCGGGUUUUCAUCCAGUCCCCCAACUGCUCUGAUUUGGUUCUUAUCCCAACCAAAAGCUCCUCCUGGCUCACCUGCAUCAAAUACAGACCAUCCCCAGUCUCCCUUUUCUGUCAGAGGGACAGAUACAGACAAUGUCUCUACAUUGGGGAAAACCAUAUCACUUAUUGUUGAAAUCCAUCCCCACAAAUCUACUAAACAGAUUCUAGAAGCACAACACUAUACUUGUGCGGGAUGCCGCAAACAUUUUGAUGAUGGGAAAACCCGAAUGCUGGAAUUUGUACAGACACUAGGGUGGGGUAAGCCUCGUCUUUGUGAAUAUACCGGUCAAUUGUUUUGUUCUUCUUGCCAUACAAAUGAAACUGCAAUCUUGCCAGCAAGAGUUUUGCAUCACUGGGAUUUUACUCCGUACCUGGUUUCUCAACUGGCUAAAUCGUAUCUGGAUUCUAUUCAUGAUCAGCCCAUGCUUUGUGUCACUGCCGUUAAUCCUUUCCUAUUCUCAAAAGUCCCGGCGCUGCUACAUAUUACGGGUGUCAGAAAAAGAAUAGGAAUUAUGCUUCCAUUUGUUCAUUGCCCAUUCCGUAGGUCCAUUUACAGAGGACUUGGGUCUCGGAGAUAUAUUCUUGAAAGCAACGACUUUUUUGCACUUAGAGACCUCAUUGAUCUUUCUAAAGGGGCAUUUGCAGCUUUACCGGUGAUGGUAGAAACUGUUUCAAGGAAAAUCCAGGAACACAUAACGGAACAAUGCCUCGUAUGCUGUGACGUGGGUGUUCCUUGUAAUGCACGGCAAGCCUGUGAUGACCCAUCUUCUCUCAUUUUCCCUUUUCAGGAAUUAGGAGAAAUUGAAAAGUGUGGAUCGUGUGAAUCGGUUUUCCACAAGCGUUGCUUCAAAAAGAUCAGUAGUUGUCCUUGCGGAGCGCUUCUUAGGCUCAAUGAGGCCAAGAGGGAUAAGGCAAGCCACAGGAAUGGCAACGAGGUCGACGGGACUUUGGAGACUCUGGCGAGAAGUGAUUCCAGAUCUUCUUUGGGAUUUCUCUCUGGACUGUUCUCAAAGGCAAGGCAAGAAAAGGUUUUGGGACACAAGGACAGUGAUACAGUCAUUUUAAUGGGUUCUUUACCAAGCAACUCCCUCUGAUCAAGUUGUAAUUGUGGAGUUACUUUGUAUAUAUAGAUUUAAAAGCAUUAAAUAUGAGAAGUGAUUUCUUUUGCCCUUUGGACAGUCGGUAGAAAAAUCAGACCUGGCAUUGUUGUUGUAAACCAUUCUUCGAGACGAGACAUAUUUUUUUUUUUUUUCAGUUUGUAUUCUUUGUAAUGCAACUUCAGAAGAGAAGUAUUUUUUCGUAUUCUUUUUCCA
This is a messenger RNA of Cornus florida, 3924 nucleotides long. RefSeq lists its product as uncharacterized. Bases 241 to 3705 code for a protein of 1154 amino acids. NCBI's taxonomy places the organism in Eukaryota, Viridiplantae, Streptophyta, Magnoliopsida, Cornales, Cornaceae. The transcript has 6 exons. The record is from RefSeq and is a predicted model, not a curated record. Gene Ontology annotation, cellular component: intracellular membrane-bounded organelle. Gene Ontology annotation, molecular function: phosphatidylinositol phosphate binding.